CUUCGACGGCUUCCCGCCUCCACAUGAUGCAGUUACGCCUUUCUAACGCAAACAUUGCUGCUACGGUUCUUGAAUCAUGGCAGCUUCGGCAGCAUCUCGGAUGCGAUUGACCAUUGACGUUCUGCCUCUUACUGAAGAAAACUCCCAUGCGCCUAGAGAAUAUCGUGAACUUGCAGUCGCUGCGCUGAAGGGAAGGAGAUUCGCGCUGCCCGUGCAAUCGGAACAAACUCUCGAAGAAGUAUGGGCUCAGAUUGAAGAGCGCUACAAGCGCAACUAUCUUCAACCUCAUGAAGCAGUCCAUUUCACGAUUCUGAAAUUACAAGAUGCCUACGAAUGCGAUCUUGAUCUAAGUGAUACCGUAGCUUCGAUAUACGAGGGCGAAACAGAUCCACAAAAGCGACUGAUCAGGGUAGUCCCCAGCUUCACCUACCGCGACUUCUCAGUUCCCAUAUCUUCGAAUUUACGGCCCAUCAGUGCCCAGAAACGUCACAGAGACGCACACGAGGAACAAUCCAACAAACGAAGACGAGUUGACGGGCACUACAACGAUGAGAUUAUACAAGACAGACCAAUUCUCAGUACAGAAUCAGAUAAUGGUGCUUUAGGCGCGAGAGACCCGAGCCCUCUUGGGCAGUCACAGAGGUCCAAGUCAAGCGCUUCUGUCAUCUACGUGCAGAAUUCACAAACUGGCGAGGCGAUUUUUCCACCUGCCAUCAAGGAGGAAUCGCCUGAGCUCGGUGUUCCGACUACACGGUCGGAAAAUACAGUAGAUCAAGCUGCAUCUGCUCGCAGGGCGACCUCAGUUAUCUCCGAGAUCACAUCUCAACAGGAUGCGAACGCAAAUGGGCCACUGACACCACCCUCGAACAAUGAGGAGACUGUUCAACAUUCCAGCUCUCCAGAACUAUUCCUAAGACCUACCAGGCCAGUCAUCACUUACGGUAGUCGUCGUAAUAUCCGAACGGUAGAUUCUGCUCAAAAAUCCAGUCAACCCCAAAAGAAAACAUACGAUAAAAGUGCAAUUUCGAAAACACCCAACACAAGAGGCAAAUCUUUCAAGAUACCAAUGUCUUUCGACGACGAAAUCGUAUCCACACCUCAAUCAGCCCAGAGACAGCGAUCGAGUAUGAAUGAUCAGUCUUCUGAACCCGAGGUGCAACGAGAAGACUCCGUUAGCUCUUCUGUGCUCUUAUCUGGAUCACCGAAACGACCCUCGCCUGGUAAGGGGGAGAUUUCCGGUCGUGUGAAUGGUCAAUCCUCAGGCAGUGCCGUAUCAAACAGCCACAAUGACAAUAACGCCAGUCGCGGUGUACAGGUCGUCAUUCCCUCCCGGGCCAGUGCAGUCAAUACACAGAAAUCUGAACCUCAAAGGCCUCAUCGCCCUGUGCCCAAGAAUGCAAGGAAAGUUAGUGGGGAGGAUCAGCUAUCCACAAAUGGUUCGUUGCUCUCCUCGCAAGUCACUCUUAAUGAUCAACUACGGGAAGUGUCACCCUUCUAUGCCAGUAAGACGCUUGCCAUGGUUCAUCACAACGAAGACCAGAGACUCGAUAAGGUUUCGACACCAAAGUCUUCAACAAAAUCCAGUAAUAAAUCUUCCUCAAAAUCAAUUAGGUCAUCCGGACUGCCCAAACCUUCCAAGAAGUAUUACGAGAUGGCAAAGCCCGAAACGCCCGUGAAACAGCAAACACCCAAACAGGCCGCUUCUCGGGCGACAAUCUCGUUUGCUGCAGAUACGCCUGUGGCAGCUAAGAGGCCGCGUGGGAGACCCCGAGGAAGUAAGAACAAGCGGGAUUCGGACGGAGUUCCAGUGGACAUUUCUUCUACCCCAGCAUCGUCAUGGCAAACUUUCAUGAGUACAAACAUGGACGCAGAUACCUCUAUCGCUAUCACCCCUUCUAAGGUUCUCGGCGGCGAACAAGCUUCUCAGGAAAUGCCCCCCCCUGGCACAAGCCUUGCUCCAAAAGCUGAGGGUUUUGUCUUUGUACAAGAAUGUCCCACGUCGACACCAGUACAAAACAUGUGGCAAAUAGGAGACUCAAGCAAUCAUGUUACACCCAAAAGUCAAACCACGCGAGAUUCUGCACCAAAGGCCGGCCGCCAAUCACAAGUGGCACUUUCUAGUCCUAAACAGCAAAAGCACAGGUCGACGACACCAUCUCAAAACAAAGAAACAGUGUCUCCCCAGUUGAAGAACCCCAUGGCGGACGAUGGCAAGCAUACACAGAGAGCUUCUAUCGAUUCCCAAUCAGCAAAAGCACAACACCGUAGCAUUCAAAUUCAAGUUCCAGAGAAUGUGAGAGAUCAACCUACCACAGAACCUCGCUCGGACUCGACCACGGCGCAGGGUGCUAUGGGAAUAGCUCAGACAUUUACACCGGUCAAUGGAUUGUCUUCUGAAACACAAAAGACGACUACGCAAGAGACCGCACUAGAUGGUUCCCCGGCGGCUGUCCCGUCAUCUCCAGGGAAUACAGUGGAGGAUCCCAUGGUUGUUUCUAGUGCCGAGUCAUCCUAUGAAGACGACGAGAAUGAGGAAGAAGACCGUGAACAUCAAGUGAGCACAGGAAGUAUGAGGUCCGAUAAAGUUGAUUCGGACAUUGACCAAAUAAUGAAAGAAGCUACUGUUCAAGAGGUCGCAGGUGGAGAUAACCAAGAGAGCGUCACCGGUAAAGAAAACUCUGGUGAGACACAGAAUGCAAGGACGGAUGCGAACUCAGCGGCGCCGAUAGCACGGGCACCAUCUUGGAGUUUCGGAACUCUAACCCAAAGCGCGGAAGUCGAUGGGAAAGACAAACCUUUGGCAUACCAACCGGACGCGAGCACUCGCUCUACUUCCACAUCUGCUUCUGAUUUGGAGGCUGAAGAGGAGCGCGAGAAUUCUCCUCCAGAGAGCGGAGUGUCAUCUGCGAGAUCCUCACCAGCUGCUUCACACCAGCCAGCUCGCUUCUUGAGCCGCUCUCCCACCCCGGAACAAUCAGAAGGUGAAGAUGAGUCCCCGGAAUUUACUCCGGCACCAGAGAAAACAGCAACUGCUAUUGAGGACCAAGAAGAGAGCGAAGAAAGCGAAGACAGUGACUCUAGGACGAGUAGUUCCAAUAGCGAGAGUGAGCAAGAUGAUUCCGAUGAGGACGAAACGCCAGCUGCAAAUCCAGCCACGAAUCUGCCCGCUAUUCCACCAUCCUCCCCACCGGCACUUCCUCCUCAUACUGCACGGGCGAAAGCCGGCGGAGCGACGUCCGCGCCAACUCCACCUAUUUCAAGCUCGCAACCUCUUCCUCUGGCUGCACGUUCCGCUGGAACGGGAGUCGCGAGAUCAAUACCGUCGAGCUCCCAGGGCACCCCGCAUACGCCUGCUGCCCGCUCUUCACAGCUUCUCAAUACGGCUCGCCGCACUCACCAAUUUCCGAACAUAAAACAGCAACUCCUUGCGGAACGCUCUGCCACCAAAACAGCACAGAAGGGCAAAACGUUUGACCCAAGCUCGACUAGUAUGGGUAAAUUAAGCAACCCAAACCUCAAGAAAAGGGCAUUGGCCUUCAGCGAGGAUAGCGACGAAGAUAGCAGUUCUGAUUCUAGCUCCAGUGACAGUGACGAUCAUGGAAAGGGGCCCGAGGGAGCUGGUUGUACAAUUGCAUGAUUGAGAUGAUCAACAUGACCGCUUCAAUGUAAUAAUACAACUAAUUUGUCCGCAUUGGAGUCAUGUGCAAGUUCUUGAUACUUUCUAUCGGUUCGCCCUCAUCAUGUCAGCGUUUCGGCGUUCUUGUGUUUUGGAUAAUACUUGACAUUCGUACCUUUUCGAAUGGCUACAGGAGCAAAUAGGGACACUUCCAAAGGACGAAGAGUUAAGGUAUUGAGUCAAAGGUGUAGAUAUUUGAUAUGCUCAUGCUAAUCCGGUG
Messenger RNA from Aaosphaeria arxii CBS 175.79, 3896 nucleotides. RefSeq lists its product as uncharacterized. Lineage: Eukaryota; Fungi; Ascomycota; Dothideomycetes; Pleosporales. The transcript has 2 exons. The record is from RefSeq and is a predicted model, not a curated record. Bases 77 to 3637 code for a protein of 1186 amino acids.